Molecule: messenger RNA, 2268 nt
Organism: Ilex paraguariensis (yerba mate)
Lineage: Eukaryota; Viridiplantae; Streptophyta; Magnoliopsida; Aquifoliales; Aquifoliaceae
Source: the annotation of a GenBank genome assembly
GAGAGAGAGAGAGAGAGAGAGAGAGAGAGAGAGGUGAUUGGUUUCACGGGUGAAAUUGGUUUCGGAGGAAGAAUGAGUUUGGAUGGAGGUAGUCGUAGUUACCAUGGCAGGCAGUGGUGGUUGGUUAGUAAUGUUUCUGGUGGACAGCUAGACAGAAUAGAGAUAAGAGUUUUAGGGUCUUGUUUUCUAAAAAUGCAAGCUGAUCUGUAAAGGGUAAGGUUGGUAUUUUUAAAAAACGAAUUGCUUACAUCAUAAACACUAUGAUGUCUCAUUAACGACUGGGGUAGUUUGUUAUAGAUAACCAAAGUAGAAUGGAGUGCAAUAUUAUUUCCCAUCCAGUUGUUAUUUGACCAAACCUCUGGAUAUAAUUUACCCUUUGAUCUUUGUCGUUUUGCAUUGGACGCCCAUGGAUUGUAAUUUUAAUGUUGGAGGCAAACUUUACUUGUGAAACAGGGUAGAUGAGCUUACUUCUGGCUGUCUUGAAGAGAAGAAGUUAACAGCUAAGCUGCAGAUUGAUCUAGAAAAGCAGGAGCAUCUCAAUGUGACUUUCAAAAAGGUUGUUGAUAAAUUUUAUGAGAUCAGACAACAUUCUCUGAGGCCGUUUGGGAGUACUAGUUGGGAAGAUAAAUGUGAAUGCCUUCUGCAUGAUUCAUCAGAAAUGUGGAGCUUCAAUGAUGGGGAAACUUCCACCUCCAAAUACACCAGUGCUCUAGAGGAAGAAGUAGAGAUCUUAAGAAAAUCUGUGGAUAAUCUUCAAAACAAGCUGCGGGUGGGAUUGGAAAUUGAGAAUCACUUGAAGAAGAAGUUUUGCGAUUUGGAAAAGAAAAGAAUUCUUUCAGAAGAAAAGGUCAAGAAGUGGAUAGCAGGGUUACUUCAUUACCAUUCUCUGCACAGAGUUCACAUCAUGAACCUACUUGAUGAGGGAUAUUUGCAUCUAAAAUCAACUAUCAAUUCUGUAGAAGAAAAGAUCAGGCAAAUUGAUAUCAGUGGAGGACAAAAUUUAAAAUCUCCUCCAGUAGAUGUAAAGUUGCCUGAAAGCGAAUGUCGAGAUGUACAUAUAAAUACUAAUGCUGAUUUGAUCACAAAGGGUAAUGUAACUAGCUUGCCAAGCACUGUUACCGUCAGAACUGGCGAUGCAUCAACAGCCCUUGCUCGGGCAUUGCAUGAGAAGGUUGCGGCAUUGUUGCUUCUAUCACAGCAGGAGGAAAGGCAUUUGCUAGAUAGAAAUGUGCAUGCAGCUCUUGAAAGAAAAAUGGAGGAGCUUCAGCGGAACUUACUACAAGUUACAAAUGAGAAGGUAAAGGCUCUUAUGGAGUUGGCACAGUUGAAACAGGAAUACCAUUUACUUCAAAAGAAAGUGUGUCAAGAGACGAAACAAGGAAAACUUUUGACGGACAUCGGACAGAAAAGGAUUGUUGCAGACAGAGAUGGAAGCUUGAUAAAUAUUCUGAAGAAAACAUAUAUGAAACGGUGGAUUGGUACAGUUUCUAAUGAAAAUGGAGCUGAAGCUGACCAAAAUUCUCAAGGAAAUAUUACCAAUAGGAGGUCUAAUUACAGCAUGGAUUUUGCAAGAAUGAAGAUAGAAAAUGCAACCCUCAAGGAGAGCUUGGAAAGUAUGGAGCAUCUGACUUCUUCGGUUCGUAGGCUUCGCCUUGCGCUCUUAAAGGUCAAAGUGUCAGUUGCUUCUGAGGAUACUGCUGCUGGCAUGUUUGAAGCUCUGGACAAUAUUGUUACCGAGGCAAAACUAGUCAAGACUGCCCUUGGUAGCUUCCUUCCUGUCAGUUGGUCAGCCGAGGCAGAUGUUGGUUCAUUAGGUGAACGUUUUGACGAGAUGGUUGAUGAUGGCGGCGACUCCAGCGGAGAGAAGGUAGAUUUUGUUUCUGCUGCAGGAUUUGAAAUGGUGGAGCUCCUGAUCCUUGCAGCUCAAAUAUUGAAGGACGCCAAAACAAAAGGUGGCUUCAGUAAUGCUGCUGUUUGAAAGCUAUUUUAUUUGGUAAAUGAUUCUUUGUACAGCUCUUAGUAGCUAAUCCAUGUUAUUUAUUUUUUGGGUUGCGGAGAAUUUGUGCAUAUGUUGUUGUUUGUAAGUUUGUAUUCUUUAGAUUGGAAUCCAAGAGUCAAGUGGAUGGUGCAGGAUCGAUACUCAAAUACCCUAAGUUGUGGAUGAAUGAUCGUUUGUUGUACAGUGAUAUUACUAAUGGUAAUAAGCUAAUUUGAUAGCUGCUGCUUGAGAACAGGGUGACUCAAUGCAAAACUAUAGUUGCUGCUGCA